Thunnus maccoyii (southern bluefin tuna) is the source of this 5652-nucleotide messenger RNA. RefSeq names its product myogenic factor 5 (gene myf5). The coding region runs from base 4122 to 4925 and encodes 267 amino acids. Gene Ontology annotation, molecular function: protein dimerization activity; RNA polymerase II cis-regulatory region sequence-specific DNA binding; DNA-binding transcription factor activity, RNA polymerase II-specific. NCBI's taxonomy places the organism in Eukaryota, Metazoa, Chordata, Actinopteri, Scombriformes, Scombridae. The transcript is spliced from 4 exons. The record is from RefSeq and is a predicted model, not a curated record. Gene Ontology annotation, biological process: muscle organ development; positive regulation of myoblast differentiation; regulation of transcription by RNA polymerase II.
GAUAUAAUCUAUACAUUUAUAUUAUAAAAAUUUACUUCUCAAAGGGUGGUUAAAACCUUUUCUGUACUUUUUAGGUCACUUUAUUCCUCACUGUAUCCCUGCAUUUAUGUAAAAAGGGGGAUGAAAAAAAAAGCACCACUACCAAUUCAAGAUCUACCAGUUCCCCCAGCAUUCACGGCUAUUAGUAGUCCAUAAAAUCUGUCUAAACUGCCCUGGAAUGGUUUGCUGCCGGGCUGCUUCUCUUUGUUACAACUGGCAUCCAGCAAAGGCCUGAUCCCACAACAGUAACUCGAGUCCCCUCCAAACACAGCGUGCCUCUCCGCUCCUCUCCUAUCAUGUGUUGGGGACUUGGAAACUUGGGCAGCAGACACGGAGUGCAAAGCCCAGCGGGAUGAUGAAGUUAUCUGAGCCAUUAAGUCUUAAUUCAUCAUAACUUGCUUUGUCAUCGGAUGGCGAAGAGUUUACAUGCGAGCUAUUAUAAUGUGUGACAUGAUGCCAUCAGCAUGGAAAUCCAUUGAGUCUUGUUUAUCAUGUAUUGACAUGAAAUGGGGGCGUUUGUUGAUGAUGUCAGGGCACGCUGCCGGAUGAGCGGCCUCCUGGUCCGCCUCAGAUCUCUGUGGACGGCAUAAAGUCCUGGUUGACCUGUGGGACACUGACUCAUCUCUCAGGCCUGCAGGCAUGCGCAUGCAACCGUGCAAAGUGUUACACGUGUGUCAGGUUUAUCGGAAGCUAAAGACCUCAGUGUGACAUCCAGCAAGGGGAAAACAAAGAUAUUUCAAAGACUCGAGGGAAAUGCAUUAAUAGCUUUAACAUUGGCAGAAAUGAAAGCACAUUUUCUCCUGUAAUGUACUUAAAUGCAAUUUUGAGGCAGAUAGUAAAGUGUUUACUACUUAUAUUACCUUUACUUUCCUCCAAAACCUUUGGAGAUAGUAGAUGAUUUGGAGAUGAUUCUUGUGAAAGAAUCACAAGGAGAGUUAGAGCCAUACUUCAAGGUCAUGAAGGUCAUCCACUGUUUAAUGUUUUUAGAGUCUUCAGUAAAAAAGUGUGUCGAGUGACCGGUUAUGGAUGCGAAGGUGCUCCACAAAACCCACAGCUGUGAAACUUUUUAAUGACAUGUGAUACUUGCUUGUUUCCUAAGACAGGGGUUGUGAACUUUGACAUGAUUUGUAAGGUUUUGUUUCAUAUGUAUUGUUCUUUUAAUUCUUAUUUUUUUUAGUUAUUGCUGGUUUUUAUUGGUCCUUAUGAUUGGCCUUUUGGCCUGUUGUGGCAGCAUGUUUUUCAUAUGUUGUCAUGCUUUGACCUGCCUGACUUUUGUUAUUUGUCACUGUGGAUGGGCGACCAAACUAGUUUCCCCUUCUGGGUAUCAACAAAGUUAUCUAGUGUAAUCUUGUACUAGUAGUCCAUUACAUUUAAAAAGGAAGUAUUGGAAAUAUUUUUACUCUAUCUCAUGUGUUUGACAGUUACAAGUUACUUUUAAACUACCACAGUAUAUACUGUCAAGUAGUUUAAAUAGCUCAAAUUAGCAACUCUUUGAUCAACUACAACAUUAAAUUGCUGCUGAAGCGAUAAUGCAUCACUGAUAUUAAUCCAAAAAUAGAAAUUAUGCUACAACAUUACAAAGGGGACUUACAGAAAACACCUCUGUCCUUUUGAGUCACUUUUUCAAUGAGGGACUUUUUUAUAAUUGAGUAUUUUUACAUUAUCGUAUUUGUGCUUUUAUUUAAGUAUGAUCUACAUACUUCUUCCACCACUGAGAUUUAGUGUAACUACAAACUGAUAAAUUUAACAGUAAUCCGGGGCUCUUAUAUGUAUUGUUUCAACAGAUCUAUACGUUUCUUAAAUAUCCUGUUUUCUGUAGAAACCAGACAGAAACCUGAUAGCCCCAAACAGUAAUGUGACUUUAAUGGGCUCCUGCUCUCUCCCUCACUCUGAUAGCAGUGUUACUUCAUCACAUUUUGCAGCUCCAUGGGUAUCUGCUAAUCCGGUGCCUCUGUUUGGUGAUGACUGUAUUUUAGCAGACUUGUAGACCUAAUAUCCACAAUUAUAAUUUGUGCUUGAAAAAGAGACAUUAGGCUCAACGCUAGUACUUAUUAGAGUCUAAAAUCUUUGCCAAACUGAAUAUAAACCUGCAUUUCAAGCUGUUUGAAGAGUUCUCUUUGCUCUAGAAGCUCAAUAUCCAGCUGUGUUUUGUACCCUACUGUCUUAUUUAUAUGUUUGCUCCAUCAGACAGCAAGGAUUCACUCCCCACAAAGACAGCUGACAUCCUCUUGAAGCCCCGACUAUCUCUUGUCUGCCUUUACUGGGAUUUUGGUGUUACUUAUAAUACCAUAUUUCUCAUUUGGAUGUGAAGACAGUGUUUUAAAAGUCAAAACUGAUGAAAGGCGAGCUGUUGCGGACGGAGGGGAAUAAGCCCGGAGGCUGAAUGCCUUGAUUCAUCCAGACGUCCCUUGAAUAUCCUGCUAGGAAAAGGAUUCACUGAAACGGAGCUGGCACCUUUUUCUGCUCACUACUGAACAAAUGCUGUUGCCACUCAAAAUGUGUUUUUGUUGAACUAAUUCUUGUGGGUAAUGUAGAAUGGGCUUGGAUUUUCUCUGCGUGGAAUAGUGGACUUCAUACAUGUCUGAUUUUCUUUGUUUUACCAACCUGUGAUUAAAUAUGUAAUCUUUAGGUUUUUUUUUCUCAGUUAAUUGUGCAAAAUGCCAAAAUAUAAAAGUUGAACUAACUGUGGUCAAAGGGAUUUUGGAAGGAACAUAUUCUGCAGUACUGUCAGUGAUAAAUUGUCUCUGUCAGAGGGCUUGUGUUGCACCAAACAAGCAGCAUACUGAGUCAAAGCAUGAGGCAGUUUAGAAGAAAUAAGGUUUUCAGGCGUGAGGGAGAUGGACAUAAAAGAUCACCUCCUGCCCUUCACUUAACUCUGCCUCUGACCCUUGAGAACAACAAAAAAGCAAACCCACAGAGUUCCCAAGAGACCAGCAGAUCACAGUGCGCCAAUGUCUGCGCCAAUAUAAACCGCCGCGUAUUUCUAAUAACACCAUGUGCUGCGCCAAUCUAACUCUCAGCCUCAAUUAGCUAUCGGUGAGUGGCAGGUUUUCUCAUUGUCGACGUUGUUCUCAGUCUAAACAGCCUUUGAUCUUCUCAGCAGCUACAAGCAAAGCCGAGGCGAUGUCUUCUUCAGCUGUGCGUAAUCCAAACUCCGAAGGCAAUUCAGAGGCAGCAGGUAGCUAGUGGUGUUUUCUUAGGUGCGCACAGUUCCCAGAGAUGGGGGCUCGCCAAACGUUUUGACACAUUGUGAGAAAUAUCCGCAUUGUAUCCUUGUAAGCUGUCAACAACAUAAUUACCCAAACCAGCCAGGGUCGAACAGCAAAAGCCCUAUUUAGUCUGACAAUCUCUGUCUGCUGGAAGGGAAGAUUUCUGCUAUUAUAAGAGAUCAUUUCACUUCUUUCUAGUGCGGUUUAAAACGUCGCUGUCUUUAUCUGUAAAAAAUGAUCCAGUUCAUUUGUUUUCACUUGUAGAAAAAAAAGGGAACAAAUAAGAAACAUGUUGAGAUUUUUUGCAGUACAAACAACCUUGCAUUCCACCCUCAGACCUCCACACUGCUGCACCAUAAUGGCCAUCUGUUGUGUGCUGGAUUGAAGUACUUGCCUCGUGUCAAUAACUUUUAAUGGUUAAAAUUUGGUCCUCCGAGGCAAAAUGGUGCAGGGAAUUGCGCAGUGGUGUCAAUUGUGUAAUUACUGUUUUAAUGAGCUCAGGCAAACAGGGAUCACCUCAUUCACAGCACCUUCAGUGAUGAGCUGGAGGUGUUUAGAGGGGGAUUACCGCUGCAAUGUGAAUUCACAGGGCUUGAAAUGUUACACCUUUCUUUGCAGCUGGGCUGCAUCUGCAACGCUGUUGUCUCCACCGUAAAAAUUGGCCGGCAUACUCCUACGAGUGGUCACCCUCUUUUUCUGCACAGUUUGACUAAACAAAACACACUCUCUUUAAUAUUUAUGUCUUCAUAGCUGAGUGUCACUUUCAUUGUCAGCUUUGACACGAUGCCUGCAGGCCAGUUACAGUUAAAUCAAGAAAAAUGAAGCACUUAUGACUGUUUUAAAAACAAAUCCAUUUAGUGGUUAAAGCUGUAAAUGUUUGCCCACUCUCCCGAAACAUUCCCAAGCAUUGUGUUCAUCAUGGCCUUGCAACAGAGUGGUUGUUGGAAGGAGAGAGUGGUGAUGAGUGGGAAAACACCAGUCUACUACGACAGAGCAUGUGCUUCAUCUCCAGACAGCCUGGAGUUUGGCCCCGGAGUGGAGCUCGCCGGCUCGGAUGAGGACGAGCAUGUCAGGAUCCCCGGAGCCCCUCACCAGCCGGGACACUGCCUCCAGUGGGCCUGCAAGGCCUGCAAGCGCAAGUCCAGCUUUGUGGACCGCAGACGGGCCGCCACUAUGCGUGAGCGCCGGCGACUGAAGAAGGUCAACCACGCUUUUGAGGCUUUGCGGCGCUGCACCUCAGCCAACCCCAGCCAGCGCCUGCCCAAGGUGGAGAUCCUUCGCAACGCCAUCCAGUACAUCGAGAGCCUGCAGGACCUGCUUCGAGAGCAGGUGGAAAACUACUACGGCCUACCUGGAGAGAGCAGCUCGGAACCCCCGAGCCCGUUGUCCAGCUGCUCUGAUGGCAUGGCUGACAGCAACAGUCCAGUGUGGCAACAGCUGAAUGCAAACUACAGCAGCAGCUAUUCAUAUGCGAAGAACGAGAGCUUGGGCAAUAAAGCACCCGGAGCUUCCAGUCUGGAGUGUCUCUCCAGCAUCGUGGACCGCCUGUCCUCAGUGGAGUCCAGCUGUGGACCGGUGGCUCUGAGAGACAUGGCCACCUUCUCCCCCGGCAGCUCCGACUCGCAGCCAUGCACACCGGAGAGCCCCGGAUCCAGGCCCGUCUACCACGUCCUGUGAAGGAAAUCUCGCUUCGACAAGGAUAUAUCGCCACAAGCAAGGCGCCUUGCUUUACCAAACACCAGCUGCAUUUGCAUCAAGUAGCGAUAAGAACUAGUUUUGUGCAAAUCUGAAGGAGGAACUGUGCCAAGAAACAAGCAGCUUUUAUAUUGUACAUUAGAUUGUAAAUAUGUAAUGUAAAUUCCCAUUUAUUCUAUACAUGCUAUUAUACCCAAUGAGACAUAUUUAAUUAUAACAGUUAAUGUACUGUUGCUGACUUAAUGUUGUUAUUUCUUACUUUCCAUGUUGUUAUGACCAUUAAAUCUUUCACUGUUUUGUAUAAAAGUUUGAGCAUUUGUUUCUUUUGAAGCUCUUCUUCUUCUUCUUCUUCUUCUUCUCCUUCUUCUUCUGUUUAUUCAUGUCCAUGUGUCCAGAUACUCAUUAAUGAGCCCAUCAAUGUAGGUGCUAAAAUGUGGAGGAAAAAAGGACUAAAACGGACACUAAAGGUGGUGUUCUUGGCUCUAAUAAAUGUGACUAUGCUAUAAACACGAAUCUCAACAAAAACACCAUCCGAAACAACAACACGACAUGAAAAAUUUGUGACUUUUAUGAGGAAAUAGAACAAAAUCUAUCCGGUAGAGCAAGGUUAACAGACAAAGUAACUCAUUUAUCUAACAGUGAGAGCAGUUGCCAUCAUUAUAACACGGAUUAGUCAAGAGUUUAGUGGCCUUGCAACUCUUUAAAGAUA